CGUGUACCAAGAGGGGCUGGAAAACUAUCGCCGUCGCGUGUGAAUGACGACAGUGCGUCGCAUCAGUGUAUAGUCAGGCAACAUGGCCGCAUCCAUGAGACUGCUGGUCCGCAGGGUAAUCCGUCUUUCACAUAGAAAUAUUAACGCUAGCGCUGCUGGAUUUUCGGGUCGGUCGGGCUGCUGUUGGGGACUCUCGUCUUGUCGUUGUUUCAGCGAUGCAACCGGAGGCAGAAGUACACAUUUUGGUUUCGAAACAGUGCCAGAGGCAGAGAAGGCGACCAGAGUGUAUAAGGUGUUUGAGAAUGUGGCACAGAAGUACGACAUUAUGAACGAUGCCAUGAGUCUAGGGAUUCAUCGAUUGUGGAAGGACACGCUGCUGCAUGUCAUGCACCCACAGCCCGGGGUGCGGCUUCUGGAUGUUGCAGGCGGAACAGGUGACAUCGCCUUUCGUUUCCUGGAGUAUGUUCGUACUCAGCAAGAGCGGCAGAAGCGGCGGGCGGCGCGAUCCAUGCAGACACCAUCGUGGCAGGACAUUUCUAACAACUACUCCACAGAGGAUGAAGGCGGGCCCCGGGAAUCCAGGGCUGUGGUCUGUGACAUUAACAAGGAGAUGCUGAAAGUGGGCAAGCAGAAAGCCGACAGCACGGGUGUCGGUGCUGGUCUGUCAUGGGUGGUGGGGGAUGCAGAGGAGCUGCCUUUUGAUGAUGACCAGUUCGAUAUUUAUACCAUCGCCUUUGGCAUUCGAAACGUCACUCAUAUAGAUCAGGCACUGCAGGAGGCUCUGCGGGUCCUGAAGCCUGGUGGCAGGUUCAUGUGUUUAGAGUUCAGCAAAGUGACAAAUCCUGUGUUGGCAAGGCUCUAUGAUGCGUACAGUUUCCAGAUGAUCCCGGUGUUGGGGGAGGUGAUUGCUGGAGACUGGAAGUCUUACCAGUAUCUGGUCGAAAGCAUCCGAAAGUUCCCAGACCAGGAGGAGUUUAAGCAAAUGAUUGAGGAAGCAGGUUUCUACUGUGUGCAGUAUCACAACCUCACUGGUGGCAUUGUGGCUCUUCACUCUGGUUUCAAGCUGUGAGAUGCACUCCUAAAGCGUCAUAUAAAAAUACAAGCUUGGAUGGCCAUUCUGUUCAUGGAGCUCUGCAGGGAGGAUGGACCAGGGUCAAUGGGAAUGUCUGCACUUUUAAAAGGCCCUUUUGUAUCUCAAGCCGAAGCAAGACUUUUAAAUGACAAAACUGUCAAAAGACUUAAACAACAUUUUUCAGCAAAGAUCCUGUUAAACGUCUUUGCAGUCUUGGCAAGUGUACACUUUUGAACUGUGUUCCUCUUUGCUGAUGUUACUGUCAGACGGUUGAUGUUGUCGUAAUUUGAGACUUCAGAUAAAAUGUUACUCAUUAAAAAAUGGUGACUGAUGAGUUUACAUAUACAGAACCAAACUAGAAUGGAUUAAACUAGCAAACACCAUAAUUUAUAGACUGAAUAGAUGGUGCGUCACUCAUCACAAAGACAAUAUAUUUAAUGUUUUACCUUUAAGCUUUUAAUGUUUUACAGAACGUCCUGACUUUUGUGGACUCGGGUUUGUGUUUAUGCUCACAUUUGACUAAAUUAAGGCCUCUGAAGGGUGUUUCUUCUCUUAUUUUGCCUCACAACUAGAUAAUUGCAGACUUUUUAAGGACGUGUGGACAUUCUGGUCAGCAUGAGAGCAGUGAACUUUGGCAUGAAAGUCAUUCUCUUCGCAGUGAUGACAAACAUGAAACAUGAGGACUUGAAAAUCUGUAAUUUUCUGUAAUUAACUUUAGCCUUGUGAGGACAAACCCAUGAGCCUUGAACAUUCAAACGUUUUCUGCUCCUCAGACUGAAAUUGGACGGAAAUUGUUAACGCUACAUAAAAAGUAUUUACACAAAAGGCUCAUUAAUUUUUUACAUUUUGGGAAAGAAAAGUUGUUACAUGUGAUAAAGUUGCCCCUGGUGUGAGCUGUUAAUUAACCAUGAAAGGAAGUCACGACCGAGUCAUCCGCUGCUGUGACACACACAUACGCACCCAUUAUACACCCACAUGUGUGCUGGCAGGAUUACACCUGUCUUAACGGAUGUCGCUACAGGUUUUCUGCUCUGUAAUGACAUUUCCGGGAGUUUGGCACCAGUAGCCACCCUCUCAUCAGCAUUAAUUAAACCCUUAUCUUCAUUCAUGCGCCCGAAGUUAAGCCUUCAACGAGUUGUUUGUCAGCACAUGAGAGGAGUCAAUCAACAGCAGUGCUACUGUCGUCUGACUCAACGCCUGCAACGCAAAGCCGAGCCAAGUCGGCUGGAAAAACAAGGCACAGCAUUGUGUAUUUGGGUGUGUUUUCACUCAGUGGCCUGUGUGACUCAAUCUGGGAUAAUAAAUUAGGUUUUUCAAGACACUGGUCCUCCACACUUCUGUUGUAGUGGGUCUAGUGGUAAUGAGUGUGUAUUUGAGACACUAACCUGGCUUCUCCUUUGCUUGAGUUUGAUCUUGAUGAGCAGAAUGAGGCAAACCAGCGACACGACCACGAAGAAAGCCAGGAAGAUGCCCAUGUCAAAAUA
Molecule: messenger RNA, 2556 nt
Organism: Scatophagus argus
Lineage: Eukaryota; Metazoa; Chordata; Actinopteri; Scatophagidae
Gene: coq5
Product: coenzyme Q5, methyltransferase
Exons: 8
Coding region: 83-1069 (328 amino acids)
Biological process (GO): ubiquinone biosynthetic process
Molecular function (GO): methyltransferase activity
Source: RefSeq, a predicted model, not a curated record